Messenger RNA from Oncorhynchus nerka (sockeye salmon), 5873 nucleotides. Its product is annotated as potassium/sodium hyperpolarization-activated cyclic nucleotide-gated channel 1-like. Gene Ontology annotation, molecular function: voltage-gated potassium channel activity. The coding region runs from base 251 to 1933 and encodes 560 amino acids. Gene Ontology annotation, cellular component: axon; HCN channel complex; dendrite. Lineage: Eukaryota; Metazoa; Chordata; Actinopteri; Salmoniformes; Salmonidae. The transcript has 5 exons. The record is from RefSeq and is a predicted model, not a curated record. Gene Ontology annotation, biological process: sodium ion transmembrane transport; potassium ion transmembrane transport; regulation of membrane depolarization.
UUGGUCUACCAAAUAGAUGGCUUUUGUGUAUUUGAGCUCAGUCUGUUUUAGUAAUCCUGUCGAACACUGAUUUUUUUAAAUGUAGCUGCAUAAGUGUUGAUCUCCACUUUUUGGAGGAUCGAGAUUUGAAAUCAGUGGAAUUAGAGUAUGAUAACUAAAGAGAUGGCUGAAACACCUGUUUCCAUAAUACGUCUUCAAACUAAGGGCAUUUGUGGCAUGGAUCCGUGACAGAGAGAGGAGUCUAUCAAGCAUGAUGAUGUAUACUGUAUGGUACAAACAAGUGGAGCAGUACAUGUCAUUCCACAAGCUACCUGCAGACAUGCGGCAGAAGAUCCAUGAUUACUAUGAGCAUCGCUAUCAAGGCAAGAUCUUUGACGAGGACAAUAUCCUGAGUGAGCUCAACGACCCUCUCAAAGAGGAAAUUGUGAACUUCAACUGCCGGAAGCUUGUGGCUACCAUGCCACUGUUCGCCAACGCAGACCCCAACUUCGUGACGGGCAUGUUGAGCAAGCUGAAGUUCGAGGUGUUCCAACCCAACGAUUACAUCAUCAGAGAGGGCACCGUGGGCAAGAAGAUGUACUUCAUCCAACAUGGUGUGGCCAGUGUUAUCACCAAGCUCAACAAAGAGAUGAAGCUGACUGAUGGCUCCUACUUUGGAGAGAUUUGUCUGCUGACGAAGGGGAGACGCACGGCCAGCGUUCGUGCCGACACUUACUGCCGUCUCUUCUCCCUCUCUGUGGAUCACUUCAACGAGGUGUUGGAGGAGUACCCCAUGAUGCGCCGUGCCUUUGAGACUGUAGCCAUCGACCGCCUGGACCGCAUCGGAAAGAAGAACAGCCUACUCCUCCAGAAGUUCCAGAAGGAUCUGAACGCUGGGGUAUUCAACACACAGGAGAACGAGAUAUUGAGGCACAUAAUCCAUCAGGACAGGGAGAUGGUGAUGAUGGUGGACCGCAAGCAGUCGGUCACAGGGAUGUCGGUCACCGGAAUGAACUCCACCCCGAUAUCUGGAAAUUCCAUGAUUAACUCUCCUGCUCAGCAGCCCUACACCACUGCCCUGGGCACCAACCAGUUUCAGCAGUCAUCCUCCCAUUUAACAUACAGUGCUUCGGGCGUCAUUGCUCCCUCUGCCGCAGCCACCGCCCGCAUCCUGCCAGCCUCGACGCAGGGUGUCUACCCUGUCCCCAGUGUCUCCCACAGCAGCCUGAACUCAUCCUCGCCUGUCCCCCAGAUCCCCCUCUCUCUCCAGCAGCAAGGAGCUAUCAUGUCCCCAGUAUCCUGCAACACGGCUGUGUGCAGUCCACCUGUGCAGACCCCUGGGCUGGCGGGACGCAGCUUCCAGUAUGGCUCGCCCACCGCCUCCCAGCUCUCCCUUUUCCAGCAGCCGCUGCCUACUGCCCUACCACCCCAACAACCACUACCACAGCAACCACAACAGCUGCCCCAGCAAACAGGAGGAGCUGCAGCCUCCUUGGCAACACAACAACCACAGCAGCAGCAGCAGCCAACACUGCAGCAAGUCCCUUCACCUCAGAGGAGUGACAUUCUCCACAAGGGCAGCCAUACUCUCCAGUCUGGAAGCCUGAGUCAAGAUGUACGCCACCUAUCUGCCUCCCAACCCUCCCUGCCCCAUGACACAUCCCUGGGGCCCAGAGCGCACCCUGGAGUGUCCGGGGACUUCCUGUCCUCCAUCGCCCUGCCGGUGGCUGCGGUCCAGGGGCCAGGUAUGCAGAGCGGUCUCCACAUCACAGUGCCCCAGAGGGUCAACCUGUUCCGCCAGAUGUCAUCGGGAGCAUUUCCCCCGGUGCGAGCGGCGUCCUCUACAGCCCAGCACAGGGAUUCCACAGGUUCUAGAAAAGAUUCUAGAAGAGAUUCUAACUUAAGUAGUACAGAGACCGACCAAGAUAAGAUGCGGUUCGCAUCAAAUUUAUGAUCCCAUUUGACUUUUUGAAUUCUGUUUGAAUUCACUUUUAAUGGAGAUACAAGAAAAGAUAGAUUAAUUUCUUCUGAAAAAAUAACCUCAUAGAAUUCCUGUACAGACUACCCUUGUAUUAUAUUUUAGACACAUUUUCUUCCUAAACUUAAGAAUGUAUAUUAAACAAAUAUAUAUCAAUAUUUGUAAAUCCAACUAGAAUGUUUGGCAAAGACUAUUUAAAAGCUCUAGUAUAUAAAACAUGAGUAUUUCUUUCCGAAAAAUAUAAAUAUACAAUGUAUGGAUAUUUUUUUUGGGGGGGGGGUUUGUUUGUUUGUUCUUUUCUGUUUUUGUAAACUGGAAUGCGUCGUGAUGAAUCCUGAGUAUUUAUAUUUUUUGUUUUGUACCUGCGAAAAGAGGAACAAAUAUUAUCUCAUACAACGCAGCUUUGUCACCACUGUGGAAUAACUGACGCAACCUUGAAACUGUCAAAAAGCACACACUCAAACAUAAAUCUGAUAACAAAUUAGUGGAAACCUUUAUCUCAUCUUAGCAAUCAAACACUAGUACAGUAGCUAGGUGUUCCAUUGCUCUCAACAAUACAUCCUCUUGAGCAACAAUAUCUUCCUACAGCGGUUCGGGUCCAAAGGGAAUGAAAUAAAUAUAAUUGCUGCUUUUAUUUUUAUUUUUGGAAAGAAGGAUGUUGUGUGGUGUGGGCGAGGGAUGGAUGAUUCUGUUUUUUCUAUUCCUAAUUUCAGACCGUGAUAGACGUUAUGUAAUGUUGCUUAAAAAACGGUGUACAUUUAUAAUAGACUGUGAUAUGAAGAUUAUCUAUAUGUGUGUUGUAAAUAGUUUUAUAGAUCUAGUAUUUGCAGAUACUGUGUGGUGCAUUCUCAAUCAUAACAGUAUCUUACUUCUUUCAGGGACCUGGAUAUCAUUUAUAUGUGGAAAAAAAGUGAAUAAGUGACAGCAAUACAUAUGUUCAUUCGAGAUAAGAAAACCUUAAUGCAAUAGCUAGCACUACUUGAUACUGAGAAAUGCCUGUUCUGAAGUCAAACUGAGAAUCCUUAUUUGUCUGUAUAGUAUUUAUGUCCUUGUUUCAUAAUUCAUUUAAAAAAUUAGGCGUCCCGUCAACGGGACAGUUGUAAAUCAUGCAGCACCUUGUGUCACGAUCGCAGACUUGAGAGAAACAACAAAUGUUGGUACAUAUAAGUGUCUUAUAUCGGCUGAAAGCUUAAAUUCUUGUUAAUAUAACUGCACUGUCCAAUUUACAGUAGCUAUUACUGUGAAAAAAUGCCAUGCUAUUGUUUGAGGAGAGCUCCUAACAACAAAACACUUUUCACCACGAUAGGUUUGAUAUAUUCACCUCUGAAGGUGACAUGUGUACUUACAUUCUGAAGUCUUGCUCUGACUUAUCAUCCAAAGGUUCCCAGAGAUAACAUGUCCUUUUGUUAGAUAAAAUCGUUUUUCAUAUCCUAAAAAAUAUCCUAGCAUUUCCACACAUUCAAGUUGCAAAGAAGGAAUCUGUGAAAAUCUAACACUAAACGUUGUUUCAACCAGUAAAAUCACGUUCGUAUUUAUUCCGCAGAGAUCCUAGAACGUAACCAGACUUCACUAUAUAAUUCAGAGUGUAGUAUAUCCUAUAGGACACCAAAUUUGGUCAGAGAGCGACGCCUUCAUGGCAUGCCUAUGACGCGGGCACUCUUCACUUGAUUGACUAUAACUUUGUCAAAUAAGCACCAAUCAGGGUCAAACAAAGCUAGCUAGAUAGCCAAUGUGCUACGGGAGUAUGCGGAAACCUCGUAUCUGUCACAAAAUGUUGCUGCUAUCCUUGUGCGGAAAAAUGUAAUGUUAAUGUAAAUGUCUCCUACACGAUUUGCCCAAAUGUACCUGGGUGACUUCACACUAAAUGUCAUGUAGUUCACUCAUACUUCAAGUUAUCCGUCUGAAACUUUGCACAUACACUGCCGCCAUCGUGUGGACACCAUCGGACACCAACCAGAGCGAUGGCUAGAUUUCCGACCUUUUUGUUGUAUUUCAAAGAUGGUGGUAGUAAAAAAUAAAUGUUUUUAUUUCUUUAUAUUUUCUUUUACCAGAUCUAUUGUGUUAUAUUCUCCUACAUUCAAUUCACAUUUCCACAAACUACAAAGUGUUUCCUCUUUAUGCUACUCCAUCUUUGGAACAAUAUUAUUUCAAGAGAUGCUAUAUAUGAUUUCAAUCAAAUGGAUAAUACCAAUAACUUUAAUUUUACCAAUAUAUUCAUGCUACACAAUAUAGAAAUACCUUCUUAAAGUGUACAUGAAGUUGUCAAUCAUUUUUUACUGUGGGUGUGUUGGGUGAGUUGCCUACAGCAAUGGUCAGUUAUUAUAUGUCUGACGACCCACACACAAUAUGCCACUUUAGAAUUACUGUAAAUAUGAAUUAUUGUUGAAUAUUAUAUCUUGACUGCAAAUGUUUAAUUAAUUUUGACACCAUUUUAUUCCCUAUUUUUUCAUGAAAUUGUUUAUUUCGUCCACUGAAAGAACUAAAAUGUGUUACAUUUUGGAUGUUAUAUUCUGUCAGCGUUUUUUUAUUGUUGAUUUUUAACCUUUUCUAUUCAUUGACUAGCCUUUCAUAUCAUGUAUUGUGAAUAAUGUGAUAGAAUAGUGUGGCAUGAAUGAAUUUUUAAAAAUCCCAUUCAUCUCAAUGGAAAGAAAAGUCUUCCUGCCGACAGACAAUUUAUAAGUUUCUAAUUUUUUAACACAAUGUGAACUUCUAUAAAAUGGUUCUGUCAUUAUAUUCUAGCAUUCUCAGAAUUACAGUAAUGACUAGUAUAGUAAGAAAUGCAGUCUAUAGAACUGGGAAGUUAUAACAUGGCAAGUUGACUAGACAUUAUAGAAAUUCUGAGCAGAUGUGUAACUCUCUUUGUAGCUAGUCACUGAUGUUGGGUUGAUUAUUAAUGUUGCGUGGAAUGAAACUGGCCAAAGCAAAACAUUCUAAGUAAUUUUCUUUGUUUUGAAAACCGAUACAGAUUCUUCAGUCAGUUAGAUUAAGUGUAAAGAAGGUUAAGAGCGAGAUAUAUUAUAUAGAUUCUAGAUUGGAACUCUCUGGCCCAUUCUAGGGUUCUAAACGUGGAGAGAUGUUCUAUUCCAACAAAGAGUGCUUAAUCCUGUUCUGCCAUAGUACGUGUAUAGGAACUAGUAUUGUACACAGUUCAGAUGGAUAGCAGCACUGUUGGUUUGUGCUGUUUUUGAUGCAUGCCUUUGGAGGGAAAGUUUCCUAUGUGCUUUUUUCACAAUAAUUCUGACCACAGCUAGCUAGUAUUCUGGAAUGGGCAUUAUGAUGAUGUAUAUAGCACAGCAUGAAGGGACAUGUGCGUUUACCAUUUUAGGAGUAUGGAGAACACUGAAUAAACCAGCACAUAAGUUUCUAUAUAUAUUUUUUUUUAAUGCAAAAAUAACAAAAUAACAGUGCCCAGAGAAAGGAAAUAGGAAAUAGCCUCAGAGUAGAAUUUCUGAACUAGGAUCAGUUUUAACUUUUAGAUUAUAAUGAAGAUUAUAUGGACAUAGCACUAAACUGAUCCUCCUAGAUCAGCACUCACACUCUGAGACGCUUUGUGAAUACGGGCCCGGACCUUUUGGUUUACGACCAUGACAGUACAGGUUUAAUAUUUUUACGAAAAUGUGCAUGUUGGAGAGAGAGAUGGAGAUAAUGUAACGAGCCACACAUACACUCCCCUUAAACCCUGCUGACACACCUGGUCAUUGUUGAGCUCAUUCAUGUUAAUGAACCAAGGCUGGGUAAAAAUAAGCAAUUAGUUGGUUACUUGACACAGGCUAAGGAAAGGUACAUGUAAAACUUUCUUACAACUAUAUGCAGACAAACAGUGUUUGUCCCCCAAAAAAUGUGGAUUUCUGUUUUUAUUUUUGUUUGUUUGUAAAUAAACCUUUAAAAUAUAGAAAAUAAAAUACAUUGUCAUUUA